AUGAGGAGCAGCGGGACCAUCACGUCGACGCUCAGUACCGGUAGCACCGCGGGAAGCUUGUUGAGUGACCGCGAAUUGAGGUCGUCGAGUGGAGGUGGCAGUGGCAGUGGCAAUAGCCGGAGAGGUUCCCAUACGAGCCUACGAACGUCGGAUCAUCGAUCCGCCAGCUUUACCCUCGAAUUCCAGUCUUCCCUCGUGGAAACGAACGAGACAAAAAACAAACGAUGGACGCUGAGCAAAAGCGUCAAGAUUGCGACCUUGCGACAGGAAAAUGUGGGAUUCUACGGGCGAGACGAGCAAGUGGCAGUGUUGCAGGAUUGUUAUGACCGUGUGUCUACUACCGGUAGUGGUGGUUGUGGUACUACUGGUACUAGAGAACUUGUCUUGAUAUCCGGGCCCUCUGGUACGGGCAAGAGCCGCUUGGCACAGCAUCUCUGGAAGACGCAGCAAAAACGCGGCAACAACAAAAAGCAGCUUGACAAUAAUUGCAAUACUACUCAAGGAGCCUUUGUCAUGGGCAAGGCCGAUCAAAGUGCACGAGAAGAACCCUACAGCAGCAUGGUGGCUGCGUGCCAAAUUCUGUGCCAGGACCUCUGUCAAGAUUCGGUGUUGGCGCGGAAAGCACAAGAGCUGCUGUUGGAUCAGUUGGGAUGGGAACUGCUCAGUUACUUGUCGGACCUCAUUCCUUCUCUCGACUCGUUGAUGAUCUGGGCUAAUCCUGAUACUGAUACUGAUGGUAAGGAACCAGAGGAUAAAACAAAUGCUACUCCACAACCAGAGCAGCCCAACAAUCAGCAUCAGCAUUCUUCUUCUUCUUCUUCUUCAGGCCAGUCCAGUGAAGCCAAGCACCAGCAAAUGAAUUAUGCCUUUCGGGUAUUCAUCCGAGUCUUGAGUUCUUGCUUUGCACCCUUGGUCAUUUGUCUCGAUGAUUUGCAGUGGAGCGAUGCCGCUACUUUGAAUCUCAUGGAACUGCUAUUGACCGAUGCCGAUUUACAUCAGUUCAUGAUUUUGGGCUGUUACCGGUCGGAUGAAGUUCAGGAGAAUAGCCGACUCUCACAACUGCUGCAGUCACUGGAACAACAACAAAAAGACACUACUAGUACUAGUAGUGAACUGCAAUCCAAAUGUACCGUGACACAAUUGCAACUGGGCAAUUUGACCGUGGAAGAUUCCAAUCAUGUCUUGAUGGAUUUGUUGACAUUGGAGGAUCCUUCCACUACGUUUUCCCUCGCCGCCAUUUGUCACAAACGCACCCUUGGCAAUGUCCAUUUUCUCAUUCAAUUCGCCGUCAUGCUGCAGGAACGCGAACUAUUAAAAUUCAAUAUUGGAUCCUUUCGAUGGACGUGGAAUGUCGCCGCCAUUGAAGAAGAAACCAAAGCGGCCGACAAUGUCAUUAGUGUCGUGGUAGAACGAUUGCAGAAAUUGUCCAAAGAAUUGUUACAUUUUUUGGCGGUCGCAGCAUUGAUUGGAUCCACCACGACGUUGCAAAUAUUGGAAAUUGCCUGGGAACGGACGCGGCGGGAUGACGAACAAGACGCGGUCGUGGUGGACUUGAUCCAAACCGCCGUGCAAGGAUCCUUCCUGGAACCAUGCGGCUACGAACGCUACAAAUUCGUGCACGACAAGAUCCAGGAAGCCGCGUCCCUGCAAUUGUCCGAGCAAGAACGGAAACGAGAACAGUUUGAAAUUGGCAUGCAUCUACUCGACAACUUUACCGAGGAAGAAAAGCAGGCGGAGAUUUUCUUGAUUCGAGACUUGUUGGAGGCACAUUCUGCCAUUCAUUCCGAUAUUAAUAAUUGGGACCCAAAGGAAAGGGCCACCGUGACCAGCGUGAAUUUGCUGGCAUCGGAACGAGCCAAAUCCGUAUCAGCCUUUCAAAGCUCCUUGACGUAUGCCCGCAAGGGGAUUUUGUUGCUGUCGCUCACUGCUUGGGUAGACAAUUAUGACACAACACUCAAGCUCCAUUGUCUUGCCGCAGAGGCGGCGGGGUUUACGGGACAGUCCGAGCUUUUGGAGAAGAUCAGCAAGAGUGUUCUGCGAUGCUCCGAAUGCCGGCUUGUCGACAAACUGAGAAUCUACAAGGUGCUCAUGGACAAAAUGGCAAAUGAUGGCGAGCAAUUGGAGGAGGCUACCACACUUUGCAUCUCCCUGCUCAAUCAGCUCGGAUGUUCUGUUCCUCGGAGUCAAGCAGUCGUGGCAAUGUCCGCUAUUUCAUCUUUGUUGGGCUUCAAAAGAAGGCCGCCGACACUGGAGAAGCUCAAGGCUUUGCCCAAAAUGACCGACUGGAAGAGAGUCGAGUGCAUGUAUCUAUUGUAUAGACUGCAGGGAUACGCCUACUUUGCCAAGAACAUUAUGCUUUCUACUUGGGCCGCCAUCAAGAUUGCAAAGAUGACAUUGAAACACGGUCGGCAUGAAGUGUCAUCAACUGCCUUUCCUGCGUUGGGAAUGGCCAUGACGGGGAUAUUCGCCGAGUUUCAAAAAGGAGAGCUGUUUUCAUUUGUUGGCAAGCUGCUUGUUGAUAUGGAAGAGAAUAAGUCAACAGAAGGCCGGACACUGUUCACAAUGGUGGCAGCUAACUCGUAUGUCAAGCCAAUGCAUGAUGUCAUGAGGCCUCUGAUGCAUGGCUACAAGUCUUCGAUGCAGGCGGGAGAUACGGAAAGCGCAAUGUUCUGCCUUGCACAUGAUUGUUGGCUGCGUUUUCUUGCCGGUGGAAGACCACUCCCUGAGCUUGAGGCAAACUGCCACAGAUAUCUAGAACAAAUGAAGGAGCUCCACCGGGCAAAUGGAAUAUUCUUUCUAGCCCCAGUAGCCGUGUUGGUGGCCAAUUUGACCGGUUCUGGACAGAAAGUUGGCCACUAUCUGGAGGGCAAAACCUCCGAGCUUCUGGAAGACCAUGCGGAACUUGUUGAGAAUGUCGGCUGUGCGUAUCUUGGCAACUACCAGAAGGGUGCAGAUCUCUCCCUCCAACGAGGUGGUGCGUAUGACGCUACAUAUCCAGCCAUGCCCAUUGGAAUAUGGGACAAGUUUCUGAGGGGAGUAUGCUUGUACGCUGCCGCAAUCAACACUGGCAAGCGAAAGUAUAUACAGGGCGCCAAUGUCAUCCGCAAAGUCAUUAGCUCUUGGGUGAAGAAGGGAAAUCCAAACUCCAUGCACCACGCAAGUAUUCUUGAUGCUGAAUUCAACAGGAUGAAGAAGAACUGGACCGAGGCAUCCAAAUGCUACGAACGAGCGAUUGCAAUGGCAGGGCGUUCAGGGUUUCUGCAUGACUCCGCUCUAGCGGAGGAGAGAUAUGCCACGCAUCUCUUGAAUCCAAAAGGGGAUUUCGAUAAAGACAAUGCAUGCCUACACAUGACCAAUGCUAUUAAGCUCUAUUCUGAAUGGGGAGCCUCUGAGAAGGUUCGACUACUUCGUCAGGAAAUCAGGGGAUUGCUCGACGAGGACGACUCUGCUCCAGCUCCAUUUGGACAAACAUAAUAAGGCUUCAACACAAUCAAUCAGCGGGAAUAUGUAUACUCUUUGGGGAAUACUGUAUUGCUGUGACUGUACCGUAUGAGACAGGGGGUCAACAGCACCACAAUGUAGCAGGCCAGUUUAGUCUUGGUUUGCUAGUGACUCAAUCAAGGAAGAAGAAGAAAAAAACACAAGUCCUCUGCAUCAGCAAACAGUGUUGUUGUUGUUGCCAUCUCCUUGUGAUUACUACUAGCUAGUAGUGGUCAUACCAUCUACCACUACUCCACAAGAAGAAGCUGCUUGAUUCAAAGUGCUUCUUAUGUAAAAGUCAAAUUCUGACCUGUACUGUAUUGCAUACGGUACUGUUUGAUCAAUGUAGUUUCCUGCUGCCCAUACCGUUUACGGUUCAUCGUGGGAACAAUUUACUGUUUACCGUUUACCGUUUACCGUUCAUACAUUGACUUGUUCAAAAGAGGACAAUAUCUGUGUACGAUAUACGGUUUACAGUUUUACAAAUUAAAGUUGAUUUACGAUAAACGAUAAACGGUAUCCUCCCUCCUGCAAUGUCUCCAAAGAAGCAAGGCACAACCCAAAGCCACAGCAGAUAAACGGUAAACGGUAAACAGUACACAAAAUAAUUGAAACGGUACACGGUAAACCGUGUUGAAUUCUCUUUACAAAAAUAUCAAAGAGAAAAACUGUGGUAAACGGUAUACCGUUUGGGCUGGCCACAUCUGCACAUUGUAUACCGUAUACCGUAUCCGCCACCUCAUUGGUGAUGACUAAAUUUUUAGGCAGAAGUGGGUGGGCCUGCUACAUUGUGGUGCUGUUGACCCGCUGUCCAUUGCCGAAGUUGUCGUUGG
Messenger RNA from Seminavis robusta, 4313 nucleotides. NCBI's taxonomy places the organism in Eukaryota, Bacillariophyta, Bacillariophyceae, Naviculales, Naviculaceae. The record is from the annotation of a GenBank genome assembly.